CCGGACCUGCGGCGCGCGGCUUCCUAGCUUCAAAUUCAGGGACUAGUCGUCCUCGCCCAAUCACCGGUCUCUUGCUCUGCCUGUCCUUUCUCUCCGUCCAAUCCAAGGCCGGCUCUGAGUCCCCGCCCCGUGGCUCGUGCUGCGAACGGCCGUAAACCUGAGGGCGCGCUGUACGGCCAGUCCGGGGGGCCGCCGGUGCGGGAGGGGGAUACGCGCACGCGCAUUUGCAGUGCCACCAGGACGUCCCCUCCCUUUGGACCUUUCCGACCCACUCUCGGCUCCCGACCCUGGAGUCGCGGGCUUGAGUCUGUUUAGUAAAACAUGAGGUCCCUUUCGAGGCAGUCAUUUCGAGGACAGCUGUUUUUAUGAAAGUAUCAUCGUUUGCUGUUACCGUUUUGAGGUCAUUCGACUGGAGUUUUUACUGCUCCCAAAUCAGUUUUUUCACCGAAUUUCAGUUUUGUGAUCAAAGUUUACGUGAGAUGGAAGAUUUUCGAGGUAUAGAUGAAGAGUCCUUUCCAAGCUUUUUAACCAGUUCAUUACUUGGUAAUAGUGAGAUUUUGGAAAAUGUCACUCUUUCUUCAAAUCUUGGCUUGCCUGUCGCUGUUUCAACACUUGCUAGAAAUAGAUCCAGGACUGAUAACAGGUAUUCUGAUACCCAGGCAUCUUAUUUAGUAGAAAGGAGGUUUUCAGUUCCAUCUGAGUCAUCUCCCAGUAGCCAGAGUGAAGCCGAAUCAAGGGAGAAGUUACAACUUAGCUUCCAGGAUGAUGAUUCUAUCUCUAAGAAAAAAAACCAUGUAGAAAGUCAACAUUUGUCAGAUGCUGUUCUCAAAGAGUCUGCUUUGCAAAAUAAUACAGCAAGAACAGAAGAGGAGCAAGCGAAAACCGCAAAACCCGUUCAGAGCCAAGAUCAUUUUGAUAGUAUUUUACCACUGGAACAAAUGCAAGACUCACCUAUUGAUUUUUGUUUACAAUCAUGGAUGAAUAAUACGGAGAACAAGAUUGUUGUUCCUUAUGCUGGAAAGAAAUUUGAAGACAAGAAUCUAAACAAUGACUUAAGUUUACUAGAAAAUGAGAAACUUAUGUCACUGACAAGCUUGGAUGAUUCUUCUGAUGAUGAUAUUGAUGAUGAAGAGUUUUAUGAUGAACAUUUGGAGGCUUAUUUUGAGCAACUGGCUAUUCCAGGAAUGAUAUAUGAAGACCUAGAAGGACAGGAACCUCCAGAAAAAGAUUUUAAAUUACCUACAAGUGAUCCACGUCAGGCAAAUGAAAAUGGUAGCUUAAACUAUAAAUCUCAGUCAGAAAAUAACAGUUCUCUGAUUUCCCAUGGCUCACACUCUUCAGGAAAUUCUGAAAUAACCCACAAAGAAUCUGAAGAUGGCCAUGCUGUUUGUGGGCCUGGGACCAGUAAAUUUAUAGAUGCUGGAGAUAACAGACGGCAUGGAGAUGGUGUAUUAUCAUUUUCUCCUGGUACUCGGAGAACCGAACAAGAGAAAGAAAGGGCAGACAGUUUGAAGAGUCUUGUCUCACAUCAUGGCAGAGAAAGUGCAAGAGAAGAAGUUCCUGUGAAGACCAUCAGGGCUACUAAUGUGAAACUUAGCCCUGUCUAUUUUCAUGAGACAAAUGCCAGUAAAGAUGAUUUUGAUGUCAUGGACCCUUUGAAGCUUGAGUCCAGGUCUCUCCAUCAAAAUAAGCAUUUGGCAUCUGAUUCAAAAACAGUUUUACCUAUAGAUAGAUGUUUAGAUGCUGAGAUUCCUAAAGUGUCCGUUCAAAAAUAUAUGGACAUAGCAUCUUUGAAGCCUGUUAGUGACAAUGAAAUUAAUUCCACUGAUGCUCUUCGGUCACCAACAAGUGAAAGGCAGACACUUGAAUGUUACAAGUCCACUGAAAAGAGUAAAGAGCAAACAGAUCUGCCACAGAGUGUUGUCUAUCAAAAUGAAGAGGGCAGAUGGGUCACUGACCUUGCAUAUUACACAUCUUUUAAUGAGGAAGAAGUUUUAAAUAUGUCCCUGACUGAUGAGAUGAAUGAAGACUUCAGAUCUGGUUCUGAAGCAUUGGAUUUGAUUGCACAAGAUGAAGAGGAAUUUAAUAAAGCGCAUCAAUUUAUGCAGGAAGAAAAUAUAGAUGGCCAGAGCACUUCAGCUGCUCUAGGGGAUACGUCUUGGAGAACUUCAGUUAAUUACAGUUUGUUGAGGAAAUCACUUAGCACAUCAGAUUUGGACAAAGAUGAUGCCUGUUAUUUACGCCUGUCUUUAGGAGAGUUCUUUGCUCAAAGAUCUGAAGCUCUUGGUUGCCUUGGUGGCGGUUACAAUGUGAAAAGACCAUCGUUUGGUUAUUUUAUUAGCUCACCAGAGAAGAGAGAACCCGUUGCUCUCAUAAGAAAGUCUGAUCUGUCAAGAAGUAAUUUGGAAAAGGAAACGGCUCAUGUUACCCAUGAUGUGUUUUCAGGAGACUUAAAAGUACAACUAAGUGAAGGAUCAGUUACACUUCAAGCUGAAGAACUGGAGGGUAUUUCACAAGUGGAUGAAAGUGAUGUGACAUUAACUGCCAAUAACAGCAAAACAGAGGACACUUCCUUCAUGAGUAACAUAUCCCAAAGAUACAAAAGCAAGACACCUACUGGUGGUGAUUCUAUACUUAGGAUAAGCACCAUUGCUUCAGCCAUUGCAGAUGCAUCAGUGAGUACCGAUCCUUCCCAACUUGCUGCCAUGAUCAAGACACUUUCAAAUAAAACCAGAGAGAAGACUUUACAGGAAGAUGCUAAACAAAAGGAUUAUUCCAUUGUGUCUCAGUUUGUGCCUAAUGAUCUAGAGAAAAGUAAUGCAUCCAGCAUGUUUGAUAUGGAGAAAUACCUUAAAAAAACAGAAGUUAGUAGGUGUGAACGUGGGCUGGAAAACUUUUCAGGAGCUGGUGUGUCUGAUAUUUGGGAUUUGUCUUUACCAAAAGAACAGACUACACAAGAUAUCCAUACAGUGGACUUAGAUGCUGCUAACAUAAGGGAACCAGAAAAAAAUAUAGCAUGUACUUUUUAUGGUGAAAAUGGAGAGCGCAAGAACCAAGAAUCACUUAGAGCAAACUCUCCAAAUUCAAUUCUGACAAACAGAAAAGAGAAUGAAAGUGCAGUAGUUGAUGUGAAGACAUACCCUAUUGAUAACAAAUCACCAGAUAUUGGUAAUUGCAAAACAGCCACCUCAGUAUGCACUCCAACAUCUAAUAGUUAUUCAUUAAUAAGGAACCCCAGAAUAGCAUCCAUUUGGAUGUCAGAGGAAUGUGAAGAAAUGCAAACUAAUAGAGAAAACCAGAGCCAAAAAGAGUAUCUUAGUGAAGCAAGCAACAGUGAAAAACAUGUGACUUUUGGAAAACAUUCCAUAAUUGCACCUAAGAAUGUUGAUUUGAAAAAUCACUCUCCUGAGCAUGGUGAACACAGCUCAGAGGACGACCAGGAAAGCUUCAGACCUUCCUCUUCUCCACUGAGUCAUUCUUCUCCUAGUGAAAUUUCUGGAACAAGUUUAUCAGGGUGUGCUUCAGAAUCUUCUGGUUCAGCAGCUGAUCAGAAGCCUCCCUGUGAGAGUGAGUUGUCUCAGUUGGUGUGUCCACAAGCUAGUGUGAGUAGGCUGACUUACGUGUCUGAACAAGAGAGCACCUGUCCCACUCCAGCCUCAGAUCACGGCCUUGAGGACCGCAAGAGUGAUGUCACCAGUGAAUUGAGCACCACAAUUAUCCAAGCCAGUCCAGUUCCAUCUGAGGAACACGCUAUGGAAAAACUGAGACCAAAAGGUACAUUUCAAAGGAGAAGUAAUGGAGCACUAUUGUCUGUUAUCCAAAAAGACUCAGAUACAGACAAUGCGACAGAAACGACUUCUCUGAGAAGCAAACCUGAAGAUGUAAAACCUUACUUUAGGCUGAGUGAAGAUCUUUCCUCCACGAGUGGAGAUGUAUCAGAAACCAAUGCAGUUGGGUUGACCUCUCACCCCACUGAAUUGGAACAGAUUGGCCUGGCUCUCCUGAACACGACACGUCUUGCCCACCCUUCUGUGUCAGUGAUGCCACACCUCCCUGUGUCACACCAGGCAUCUGCGGACGAAAGUGAAAGAGUAUCCUCUGAAGAUAUGCUGACUGCCGGCAGUGUAGUCAGUGGCCAGAUUCCUCAUCGGACGGCCCCUGGCCACCAGGGCGCCCCUGUUCCCAGCACCCUGGCUCAUGGCUCUGCUCCUGAGAUGCAGAACGUGCCUGCCGCACUUCCUACACUCUUGACUCAACGUUCUUUUACCACGGCUCCCUUAGCCCAGCACUAUUUAGGAACACUGCCUUCAGCUGGAAAUGUUGCUGUGCCUCAGUGCCACGCUGGCGGUGCCACUGUCUGUGGAUUUUCAGGAAGCUGUCCAUAUUCUGCUGUUGCAGGAGAGCAUGUUCAGAACUCUGUGGCCAUGGGAAUUUGUCUCAGACAAAAUACCAGCUCUGGAUUGUUGGGUACCUCUUCUCUUUAUAACCCAUAUUCUAAUGCCUUAAAUCAGAAUCUUCUAAGUACGGCAAAACCUUUUCCUAUGCAGUCUGUUGGGACAGACUGUGGAAUUGAACCAUGGGAUUCAGGAACGCCGUCAGUAUUUGGGAAGGUCAGAAUACCCGAGGAGCUGAAGUUUCCUCAUGCUUGCUGUGUUGGCAUUGCUUCACAGACCCACCUUAGUAUACUUAACCCAACUGAGCGCUGGCUACAGGUCAGCAUUGGGGUUCUCACCAUUAAUGUUAAUGGUGAAAAGGUGGACCUUUCAGCAUAUCCUUGUUUAGUUUUCAAGAAUAAAGUCAUCAUAAGACCUCAUGCCACAGAAGAGAUAAAAGUACUUUUCAUACCAUCUGAUCCUGGGAUUUUCAGAUGUAUAUUCCGUGUUGCUUAUUGGCCAUUUUUAGCAGAUGCUGAGACCAAAGCACAAGCAGAAGCCUUGGCAAGCAGAGUCGUCCUCACAGCUGUUGCUGAGACCCCUGUGAUUGAGGUAGAAACAGAAAAAAAAGAUGUUCUUGAUUUUGGUGACUUGACUUAUGGAGGCUGGAAAGCUUUGCCAUUAAAAUUGAUAAACAAGACUCAUGCCACGGUGCCAAUCAGACUUGUUAUUAAUGCUAACGCCAUAGCCUGGCGCUGCUUCACAUUUUCCACGGCACCCGUCCGUGCUUCUCUGAAAGCAGCUCCGUACGCUGAUGUGACUGCACGGCUGGCGGCGCCUUCCGUGGUCACCCACACGAUGCCUGCCAGUUACGACGGGCAGGAUCCAGAAUUUCUGAUAACUUGGGUUCUUUUCCAUAGUCCAAAGAAACCGAUCACUUCUUCAGAGAUUUUAGGCUCAGCAGAAGAGUUCUUGGCAAGAGUUGAUAUAGAAGUUGACAGCCCAAACCCUACACCAGUCAUUAAAAGUAUUGGUCUUCAAGCAAGAACAGGAAUUGCUAGGAUACAUGCUCCAAAAGACUUACAGACUAUGCACUUGUUUGCCAGUGCAGCCUCUUCAACAAAGCAGCACUUACCUCUGAAAAAUGCAGGGAAUAUUGAUGUUUACUUGGAUAUCAAGAUCCCAGACCAAGGAAGUCACUUUUCAGUGGAUCCAGAGAAUCUAUUCCUUAAACCUGGAGAAGAACAUGAAGUUUUAGUUACGUUUACUCCAAAGGACCCCAAAGCCUGUGAGGAAAGGAUUUUGAAGAUAUUUGUGCAACCUUUUGGACCACAGUAUGAAGUGAUGUUAAAAGGCGAAGUAGUUUCUUCCAGAAAUAAAUCUCAAAUGCCUGGAUAUUGCUGCUCAGAUGUUCCGUCGAUUUUGUCCAACAAGCAGUUUCUGGCCUGGGGGGGUGUCCCUCUUGGUAGAAUUCAGCUUCAGAAGCUAGCUUUGAGAAAUAAUUGUACAUCUACGACCCAGCAUCUGCGACUGCUCAUUAGAGGACAAGACCAGGACUGCUUUCAGCUUCAGCACACUUUUGGUUCAGAAGAGCGACUGACCAGUAACUGUGAGAUUAGAAUGCGUCCAAAGGAAGACAUUUUCAUCUCUGUGUUAUUUGCACCUACUCGAUUAUCGUGUAUGGUGGCUAAACUAGAAAUUAAACAACUGGGAAUUCGAUCACAGCCGGGCAUUAAGUUCAUGAUACCUCUGUCUGGAUAUGGAGGAACAAGUAAUCUUAUUUUGGAAGAUGUUAAGAAGUUAUCUGACAGUUACAUGGUAACAGUGAAUGACUUAAUACCCGGCAAAGAACGUAGAAUUGUUUUUUCUGUUCAUAACACUGGCUCUCGGGCAGCUUUUGUUAAAGCAGUAGGUUUUAAGGAUUCUCAGAAAAAACAUUUGCUGGAUCCUAACGUGUUAAGGAUUUUUCCAGAUAAAUUUGUGCUCAAGGAAAAUACACGAGAAGAUGUUACUAUAAUAUAUAAUCCACCUGAGAGAGAGAACAGUUCUACAACUGUAACAGAACUGUCAACUGUAUACUUCUUUGGUGGUGAUGAAAUCUCGAGGCAGCAGUAUCGAAGAGCCCUAUUGCAUAAACCGGGGAUUAUAGAACAAAUACUUCCAGAACAUAGCGUGCUGAAGAACAUUGAUUUUGCUGAAACAUUUCAGGAUGAGUUACAAGUAACUGAAGUGUAUGAUCUUCCCCAGCAGCCUAAUGAUAUUCAGCUCUUUUAUGGAAACAUGCGUAAAAUUACACUUUCAGUAAUUGGAGAAUUCAGAAACGCUGUGUCUAGCAGUGAAUUCCUUCAGUCUUCUUCCAAAGCUGGCUUAGAAUCUAAAAGUGAAUCUGACAGUUCUGGGAAACAUGGUGGCAAUGUUUCUUUGGAUGUUUUGCCAGUUAAAGGUCCUCAAGGUUCUCCGCUUCUUUCACAAGCUGUUCGCCCACCUCAAGAUAAAUCAUCAUUGAAGGAAAUGUGGGCUGUCCAGCCUGAGCACUUGAUUUUGAUAGCUCCUUCUCCUUGUGAUCUGGGGAGAACUGCAUGUUUCCAGAUUUUAAAUAAUUCCAUGAGGUUACUGAAAUUUGAGUUGUACUGGCCAGCACAUUGCCUAACAGUAACACCGCAACAUGGAUUUAUUCCGCCAGAGAGCAAGCUACAGAUUCUUGUGAGUCCUAAUUCUUCCUUAUCCACGAAACAGUCAAUGUGCCCAUGGAGUGGUUUGAUCUAUAUACACUGUGACAAUGGACAGAAGAAAACUGUGAAAGUUCAAAUUCGAGAAGACUUGACCCAAAAAGAACUCAUCACUCGUUUGGCUUCCAGCCCAUUUGGAAUCCUUUCCCCAGGAACUGAGCCUUCAGUUUGUCACCUGGUAAAACCGAUGACAAAACCACCUUCCACAAAAGUUGAGAUAAGAAACAAAACUGUUACUUUUCCUGCAACAAAACCUGGUGAAACUUCAGAAAAGUUUCUGGAACUUGAGAAUCAUGGUAACACAGAAGUGAAGUGGCAUCUGUCAUCUUUAGCUCCACCUUAUGUCAAGGGGGUUGACGACAGCGGAGAUGUUUUUAGAGCUACCUAUGCGGCAUUCAGAUGUUCUCCUAUUUCUGGAACACUGGAAAGCCGUGGAGUUCAAAAGGUCUCCAUCACUUUUUUGCCCAGGGAUAGAGGAGAUUAUGCCCAGUUUUGGGAUGUUGAGUGUCACCCCCUUAAAGAGCCUCACAUGAAGCAUACCUUGAGAUUUCAACUCUCUGGACAAAGUGUCAAAGCAGAAAAUGAGCCUGAAAAUUCAGAAAUUUCCACAAACUCCCUCAUUAAACUAGAUAAUUUAGUUAAACCCCGGAGACCAGCUGUAUCAGAGUCUUCUGCUCUCAUACCUGGCAGGCAGCUUGACUUGACCCACCGCGGGGUUUAUGCCCCUGAAGAUGUGUAUCAGUUUCUGCCGACGAGGGUUGGGGAAUCAAGGACGUUGAAAGUCAACUUGCGAAAUAAUUCUUUCAUCACGCACUCCCUGAAGUUUUUAAGUCCCAGAGAGCCUUUCUACCUCAAACAUUCAAAAUAUUCUUUAAGAGCCCAGCACUACAUCAACAUGCCUGUGCAGUUCAAACCAAAGUCGGCGGGCAGGUUUGAAGCUUUGCUGGUUAUUCAGACAGAUGAAGGCAAGAGUGUUGCUAUUCAGCUCCUGGGUGAAGCUCUUGAAAAAAUUAACUAGAUACUUUUUGUGCAAAGUAAAUUACAUAAGUUUUAUUUUGGUAACUUCAUUUUUUUUACGCUGCAAUAUUCUUUUAUACAUAUUUUGUAAGAUUGUUUCGAUAACUAGAUUUUUGUUUGUUUUGAGAAGCUAAUACUGAAGACCUAACUAAAAUAUCAUGUAUGUAGCCCAUAGUAUUGUACUUAACGUUUUUACAGGGGAGAAGAGAGUUAUAUUUUUGCAUUGAUUAUGAUACUCUGAAUAAAUAUGGUGUAUAUUUUAAUGUGAUAUAACCAGAAAUAAAUUUAAUUUCCAUUAAA
This is a messenger RNA of Suricata suricatta (meerkat), 8419 nucleotides long. RefSeq names its product centrosomal protein 192 (gene CEP192). Gene Ontology annotation, cellular component: pericentriolar material; centriole; cytoplasm. The transcript is spliced from 46 exons. The record is from RefSeq and is a predicted model, not a curated record. Gene Ontology annotation, molecular function: protein kinase binding. Bases 366 to 8120 code for a protein of 2584 amino acids. Lineage: Eukaryota; Metazoa; Chordata; Mammalia; Carnivora; Herpestidae. Gene Ontology annotation, biological process: centrosome duplication; centrosome-templated microtubule nucleation; protein localization to centrosome.